AUGUUCGAGAAGGACGAAUUCGUAAACCCUCUUGGGAAUGCCUCAAAUAUCCAGCCAAACGUUCCCAUUGAGAUCAUCACGCCUAGAGCGAGCGAAAACCCCAACACCGAAGUUCAGAUCGACCUAGUUCUUCCGCUGCACGAUGUUACUUUCAGCGAAGAGACAUAUGCUUCAAUGGAUCCUACUGCAGCCGUCGCGAACGACGUCCCAUUCUCGCUGCCGCUUCCCGAACAAGACUUGACAGAAACUUCGUCAUACGGCCUUCUCUGGGAUCUCAACACUAUGUUUCCCACGAAUUCUUUCAUGUGGACGAUGGACACCCAGUACGAUAGUCCGUCUAGUUCUCAGCAAGGGGUCUUCGACGUCAGCGCAGGUUCCAGCGAGUUGCUCUGGAAUUCUACAACUCAAGGUGAUUCUGAGGGAGAAAUGUUGCCACCCUCAAUCACCACAAGCGUAGGGGCUCCUAUCGAGGUGAACAAGGUCAACAUGUGCCAGAGCCGUAGCCAAAUGCCGGAGCCUGGUGCGGACGAUAUAUCCAUCCCCAUACUUACUCCUGAAGAUGAGCAUAUGGCUGCUUCAGACGUCUUUGGAUAUAUCCACCGUUUUCCAGCACCGCCAUUUGAGAAGAUCAUGCACUACUACUACCAGCAGCAUUCCCUGGCCCCCAAUUUUGUUAGCCAGGCCGUCUUUCACACUUUUCUAGAGCUUUACUUUGAACAUUUUGCACCAGAGCUGGACUUCCUGCACCCGUCAAUUCUGGAAAGCGACCAAGUAUCGUGGAUACUUUUGCUCGUUGUAGCUGCUUUGGGAUCACAAUUCUCUGUCUUGGAACAAUCAACUAAGAUUACACUGGCGCUUCAGGAACUGAUGCACAGGGCUAUCAAGUCGGAGCUGCCUUCCAUUCCGCCCCCAGACGACUUGACGUGGACGCAGACUGUGUUGCUGCGAGAUAUUUGUCUCUUCGGAAAUGGGGGAAAGAAAGGACUAGCAUUGCAGCAGUACCACAAGUACACUUUGGCGACGCUAUGUCGAGCUUGGGGCUCUGUUCCGGGGGAUAGUUCUCUGCCAAACCUUUCCUCGAAUACGUCUGAGCCCUUGGAAGAACAGUGGCAUCGUUGGCUGGCUGCCGAGUCUCGCAUCCGGCUUGCCCAUUCCGUCUACCAUUUCGAAAGUCUGCAAUACAUGUUUUUACAAUUGCGACCGUCCAUGGACCUCUCAGAGCUGACAAAUAGCACGCCUUCAACCACAAACUUGUGGAAUUGUCGCAGCGCAAGCGAUUGGGCACGCCAAUUACCAUCGUGCAGGGAGACACCGACACGCCAACUCCAGCUUGGAUUAGGAAAAGAGGAAGCCUUGGCUGGAGACGCCUUUUGUCGAAAGCUCCAAUACAUUUUUGCGAGUGUGGAGGAAAAGCUCACGCUAGAAAGGCUGUUGAAAUGGCCACUGAGAAAUACGCUGCCGUUUGUUAGUGGAUCUCAGGCCCGGCAACAGCAAGAAACUCAACCGUCUCACGGGACUCUGGGCGAUAUUGGAUUCAUACACAGGCUUGUCCGGGGUUGUGUUGACUCAAGGCUACACAGUCUCUACCCUCAAUCCUCCCCGGAGUCUUUUGAGCUGGAACUUUCGGCCACACCCGACGUUAUUUUCCCGCUGCUAGCACUGCUCAGGCGAGUUUCGCUGACCACGGUCCACGCCAUGUCCGGUUGGCAGGCGAACGAAGAGCAGAUCCAGGUUGCGCGUGCCACAUUGAGCUCGUGGAUGAAGAACGAUGCGGUGGUUGCUCGAACAUGCCUACGCCACGCUGUUGUCAUCUUCAGUGCUCUCCGAGCCAAGACCCACUUUGGCCAUUAUGAUGCCCUUUCGAUGCUGGCGGCAGCUUUGUACAUUUGGGCGUACGACCAACUGGUUGAGAAUGAGGCCAAAGAUCCGCAGCACUCGCAGAUCUUGCGACUAGAUAAACCUGUCGGCCAAGAUGCAAGGACGCGAUGGAUGGACGAGGCCCGAAGUACAUACAUUCACAUCCCAGGGAUCGGUAUCCUAGACGGCCGUACCAGUCCCCUUCGGACACUGCAGGAAUUAAGAAGGGUUUUGAAGACCAGGACGGGCUGGCCCGAGAUACGCACUUCUCUUGUUACGCUGAUUGGACAUCUCCUACAAGGUCGACGGCCUAGGAUGGCUUGA
Exophiala spinifera is the source of this 2181-nucleotide messenger RNA. RefSeq lists its product as uncharacterized. Gene Ontology annotation, molecular function: zinc ion binding; RNA polymerase II cis-regulatory region sequence-specific DNA binding; DNA-binding transcription factor activity, RNA polymerase II-specific. Bases 1 to 2181 code for a protein of 726 amino acids. The record is from RefSeq and is a predicted model, not a curated record. The transcript has a single exon. Gene Ontology annotation, cellular component: chromatin. Lineage: Eukaryota; Fungi; Ascomycota; Eurotiomycetes; Chaetothyriales; Herpotrichiellaceae. Gene Ontology annotation, biological process: regulation of transcription by RNA polymerase II; DNA-templated transcription.